UCAAGUACUGACUUCUCACGUCAGAUAACAGGUCAGUGCUCAGAGGACGCAGCAGACUCACCUGAUGAUGCUGACUUUCGUUAAAGCCAAUCCGGAACUCUUUACCUGUUAGAUCCUACCUGGCUCUACUGAGAUCUACCUCCUACAGGAAGGGUUGCCCCUCUCUGCUGCCAUGACCGGCUUCCCUCUGCUGUGGCUGUGCUUGCUGCUCAGCCUCCUGCCUCUGGAGAUCCAGUCCCGGGGUCUGAGAGCUCGCAGACACAGGUUAGGUGAAUCCAGAAUCUAUAAAGCGUCUUACCCCAACUCUCCACCAGGUGUGUCUGAUCUUUCUGCUGCCAUCAGUAAUCAAAUUCCACAGGAAAACACACAACACACUGUGAGGGCCCCACUGCACAGAGACCCAUCAUCAAAGUUGUCUGACAUGCUUCUUCGUAGAAACAAUAAGACGCUGCCGGUGGAACCGGUGCGAUCGCGAGGGUCACGGGGUCGUCGUCAUGCCAACAGUGGAAGUUCAAGGGGCCACGGUCAUCUGAUGAGGGUGAGGUGCGUUCUUGGCACCUGUCAGGUGCAGAACCUCAGCCACCGACUCUACCAGCUAAUUGGACAGAACGGCAGAGAGGACUUGUCCCCCAUUAACCCCCGCAGCCCCUACAGCUUCGGCUAGCACCACACCUCCAAUCAGAGACGUACUGGAACAGCUUUUCCAAAUCACUCAUUUCCAUUGGACCACAGAUGGAAAACUUAACACUCAUGUUUACCCUCUCCAUUUAGAGUUUUGUUCAUUGUUAUAGCAGUAAUUUUCAGUGACUUUUUGAUAGCACUGUUCUCACUGAGGAAUUUCUUUAGAUCUGUGAAUGUUACAGAAUUUAUGAAGAAAAAAAAAUGCUGUGAGAGAGUUAGAUGUCAAACAAACAAAGGGUAAAUAUGGCCUAAGAACUAAAUCUGUAAAUUGCUCAAAUGUUCCUGAGAGAAAAAGAGCCAACUGGUGGUGUGUCACAUAUGCUUUGUGAUUUUUCUUUGUCAAUGAUGAGGGGAAGUGGCAGGAAACCCCAGCUUCCUAUAAUUAACAUAUAAUUAACAUUAACAUCUAAAGAAAGGAUAAAUUGGAGAGGAAAUGCCUGAUCAAGCCAGAAGUGUCCAGUCUUGAUUCAAAGACCAGGGGCACUCACAGUUUAUUGUUUCUUUUAUAAUAAAUUGUGUUUUUCAUGACAAGUUGAGGCAAAUUUAUGGUUUCUAAAUCAGCCGUGGUAUGUGAUGGCCAGUUAAGAUUCGUCCAUGCAGAUAUCCCAAUCAGAACUUUUUGUGAUACCAAUCAGCCAUUUUGGAUUAAGCAUUUGCAAUAUUACAGAGAUUUUAUUCAAAUUGAACACUUCUUCUUUCAGAGCAGAGCUCCUACCACUGUCUCCACAAAAAAAUGUAAAAUGAUGGAAAGGCUAUUCUCCAAAACCAAAGAUCUGCAGAUGUCAACUUUUCUCCAAACGAAAUCUGUUGAGCACAUUUGAACAAUGAGUUAAGAGUCUUACCUUUUAAUUCAGCAUAACGUUCAAAGUAUGGUUUCAAUUUUAGUGAUGCAUGAAAUAUAAAGCAGCAAUAAUCAUUCAUUAUUUUAUGAAUUCAUAGACUUAGUUUCUGUUUUGAAGCUUGAGGUAAUCCAGUGACAUUUAUGCUAGUUGAACUGUGAUAAAUACAGAUUUACCAGAAAUCAUCAGAUAUUCACAAUUAUUAACUGUAUUUGGAACAGAAAACACCAGGAUCAUACAUUAUAAUCAAUUAGAUGACAAAACGUGCCUUAUCUUAAUGUCCUUUUAGAGUAAAUACUACAAAUAAGUACAUAUAAAUUCUACAAUCGUGUGGUUUUUUCACCAAGUUUAACACAUAUUUUGUCAGCAGACUAUUUUCUCAAACUUAGCUGUCUGACUAACAUCAGCUUUCAGCAUCAAUAUUGUUCCUGCUGUCUGAACUUGAGUGAGCUCAGCGCUAAUCUCCAAAAAGCACUUUAAUCUCCAUGUGCAAACAAGCAGCUUUAGCAGCGGGGACAACCUCUGGCCACAAUGACCUCUCACUCCAAACGCUCACAACUCAAUCAACUAAAACGAAUGCUGCUAAUCUUUCUGCAGAUUUCUCAGCAGAAACUGAAGGUUGUCUUAACUUUCAGAACUAACAGAGGACAGUGGAUGUAUCAAAGUACUGACUAGAAACUGUAACAGAGUGGGAUGCAGUCUUUUUUGUAGUAGUUAUUUCCAGGCUUUUAAAAGAAGCCUAAUUGGGAUUACUGCAAUUGAGGUCUGUUUUUGUCCCUUCUGUUUCUGUGUAGGAGUUCAGUCACUUUAGUCUUGACUCAGUUUUGCUCUAAACUGUAACAGAACAACACAAAAGCACUUUGUAAGCAUUAAUUUUAAAAGCAGGUCUUUAUUUCUAUGUCAAUA
Poeciliopsis prolifica (blackstripe livebearer) is the source of this 2426-nucleotide messenger RNA. RefSeq names its product adrenomedullin 2b (gene adm2b). Gene Ontology annotation, molecular function: hormone activity. Gene Ontology annotation, biological process: regulation of systemic arterial blood pressure; positive regulation of heart rate; adenylate cyclase-activating G protein-coupled receptor signaling pathway. The coding region runs from base 173 to 664 and encodes 163 amino acids. Lineage: Eukaryota; Metazoa; Chordata; Actinopteri; Cyprinodontiformes; Poeciliidae. The transcript is spliced from 3 exons. The record is from RefSeq and is a predicted model, not a curated record. Gene Ontology annotation, cellular component: extracellular region.